Marchantia polymorpha subsp. ruderalis is the source of this 2335-nucleotide messenger RNA. The record is from the annotation of a GenBank genome assembly. Lineage: Eukaryota; Viridiplantae; Streptophyta; Marchantiopsida; Marchantiales; Marchantiaceae.
GGCCCGCGAUCGGACGGCGUUCGAGCGCGUGAUCGACACCCGGAAGGCGGAGGAGGCAAUUGCGAUGCGUAGGCGAGCAGUGACUGGCAUCGGACAUCGGAGCGGAAACGAGCGCAGAGUCUCGUGCCCACAUCGCCAAUCGCCCUGCGCCUGAUACAGUGUAUAGCCGAGGCGGGACGAGAUCACGGAUCCCGAUCUCGAAGGGCGGGCAGUGCGUGAGAGAGAGAGAGAGAGAGAGAGAGAGAGAGAGAGAGAGGGGAUUCGGUGUGCGCGUUGGUUUUCGAGCAUGGGGCCUUUCGCUUUCGGCUCAUCGGAAGGUGGAGUGAUCGGGUCAUACGAGCAGCCUUUGUAGUGAGUUUUAGGGAGGGAGUUGUAGGGAGACAGACAGACGGGGCUCGGUUUCGGUGGUGGCAUUUUUGCGCGAUGAGAAUUCUUUUUUUGUUUUUCGCCUUACUCGGGCCCCUCGUGUACGGCUUCAUCAGUUGCAUGUUUUUGAUGUCCAUGUCGUUUAUGUUCCAGAACGUGUGCAAGUGGGUCAUGGCUGUGGCCUCGUUUCUCUUUUCUAUUGAGUUCAAUCCUUGCCCUAUCAAAUUCAACGAGACUUUCGCGUCGAAUGCCAGAUGGUUAUUGAGAGAUGGUCGAUAGCAUACGUGUUGCUUUAGAUUGUCUCUUUCGACCCCGGUCUGUUGCCAUCGGGAGUCGAAUGCAGUUUUCCCUGCGCAGACACAGUCCAUCGCUUCGUUUAUGGCACGAGGGAGUAUGUCCUCGAUGCAGCCCUGCAUGGUUCAAAAUUCCCUCGUGCUUUCGUCAGUGUCCUCUUCUAGAGCACUCAAAUCAGUAGAUACUCUUACCCUCACGGCCCGUCAGACCUCUCAUAAGCCGGAUUGGACAGAGUGCCGGCUGACUUUCCUGAGAAGGAAGCAGGCAUUCGAUGGUAGGAGUCGAGAGUUCUCAGGAGAUCGCGCUGCAAUCUACAAACAUCUUCUGCUGAGUGACACCAUCCCUAAUGAAGGGUGGAGCUGGCUGUGUAAUCGGGUGAAAUACGCGUGUCGAGCAGGUAGAGACGAAGGCAGAGAGGGAUGCUUUCGUAAGGCUGGAGCCAAAUGGCAAAUUGAGACUGGACACAACACCGAUGUUGUUAUCAGCAAACCUGUCGAAACUAGUCGAUUGUUUAUAUUCGGCUUUGGAUACACUUCUACUGCCUUGGCUUUGGGAAUCAAGGACAAGAAGUGGAACAUUACUGGUACGUGUCGUAGAAGCGACGACAGAUCUGUUUUGGAGGAGUGUGGAUUUCACACUGUUUUGUUUAAUUCUGAGAACGACGGAGAGGAGCUCAAUGAUCACGGUUUGCAAGAGCUGCAGCAAGCGACUCAUUGGCUCAUCUCGAUCCCUCCAGUGGGCGAUUUCGAUAAAGAUCCUGUACUAGCUGUUCAUAAAGAAGACCUCAUUCAAGCUGCUGCGAGAGGCAAUGUGAGAUGGAUCGGUUAUCUCUCGUCGACCGGAGUUUAUGGAGGCUGGCAGGGUAGUUGGGUAGAUGAAGAUACGGAACCACGUCCUGUAGAGCAGAAGGCUGUGGCAAGGUUGGCAGCUGAACACGAUUGGCUAAGUUUCGGGAAAGCUCACGGUGUUGCUGUCCAGGUCUUUCGACUCGGUGGUAUUUACGGUGCCGGACGAAGUGCUUUGAACUCUAUAUUACGAAACAGGACACGUUCCGGCUCACAACGAGAGAGGAGACGUUUUACCUCCCGCAUUCAUGUGGCCGAUGUUUGCCAAGUGCUCUCUGCUAGCAUGGAGCAUCCUUGUCCCGGGAGAAUAUACAAUGUCGUGGAUGACGAUCCAGCUCCUCGCAGAGAGGUCUUUGCCUUUGCUAGGGACCUUCUUGGACUCCAAGCAAAGGACACUGAGGCAACUGAAGAAGAUGUCAAUUAUCGAGAUCUCAGCGGUAUCACAAAUUUUUCGACCCAAUGCGAGGAGAAACGGGUCUCAAAUAGACGGAUAAAGGAAGAACUGCAUAUACAACUCCUUUAUCCAUCAUACAAGUCUGGUCUUCAAGCUAUUUGGGAAAUGUCUUAGCGGACAGGAGCGGCAUGUAGUAGCUGUCGCAGAAGUGAUCUUCAUCGCAUAUCUAGCUGCAAACAUGCUCCUUCUCUUCGUUGUAUUGUUCAGUCACUGGCUGGAAGGUCUCACAUUUCACAGGUAAAGCCCUGCAUGAUCUUCGGUAUGUUAUCAGGCUUUAUAUUUUGAGAGGGCAAUAUUUGGUUGCUCUCGAGAGGGUAAACACAUUCCCCUCUCUGUACAGUUGUCAUAUCUUGAGUCUAAAGAGAAAAGGUUCCCU